Messenger RNA from Lipotes vexillifer (Yangtze River dolphin), 1065 nucleotides. RefSeq names its product leucine rich alpha-2-glycoprotein 1 (gene LRG1). The transcript is spliced from 2 exons. Gene Ontology annotation, cellular component: plasma membrane. The record is from RefSeq and is a predicted model, not a curated record. Gene Ontology annotation, molecular function: protein binding. The coding region runs from base 1 to 1065 and encodes 354 amino acids. Lineage: Eukaryota; Metazoa; Chordata; Mammalia; Artiodactyla; Lipotidae.
AUGGAAAAGAGAGAGGCCGCCAUGUCCUCUUGGAGCCCAGAGCGAAAACAGAGCCCAGUAGGCUGGGACUCCCAUCUUUCUAGAAUCCUCUUCCUGCUGCUGUUAUUUGUGGUCUCAGCCCAGGGGGUCACCUCAAAGCCAGACACCUGCCUGGUGUCCCACUCGGGUAACGGCAGCUCCAUCUCCUGCCAACCACCUGCUGGACUCCCCCACUACAUCCCAGCUGACACUGUCUACCUGGCCGUGGAGUUCUUCAACCUGAGUCAGUUGCCUGCCAACACCCUCCAGGGCAUCCCUAACCUCCAGGAACUGCACCUUUCCAGCAACCAGCUGGAGGACCUCUCCGCCAAGUUCCUGCUGCCUGUGCCUCAGCUAAAGGUGCUUGAUCUGACCCGCAACGCCCUGACCCGGCUGCCUCCUGGCCUCUUCCAGGUCUCAGCUGCCCUUCACACCCUGGUGCUGAAGGAAAACCAGCUGAAAGUUCUGGAGGCCUCAUGGCUGCACAGCCUGAAAGCCCUGCGGCAUCUGGACCUAUCCGGGAACCAGCUCCAGACGCUGCCCCCUGGGCUGCUGGCCAGUUUCACCGACCUGCUCAUCCUUGACCUUGGCAAUAACCAGCUGGAGACUUUGCCCCCUGACCUUCUGAGCGGCCCCUUGAGGUUGGAACGGCUGCACCUCGAGGGUAAUAGGUUGCAGGAGCUCGGAAAGGGCCUUCUGGUGCACCAGCCAAAACUGCGCUACCUAUUCCUGAACGACAACAGGCUGGCCACGGUGGCAGCCGGUGCCUUCCGAGGUCUGCAGAAGCUGGACAUGCUGGACCUCUCCAACAACUUGCUGACCACCGUGCCUGAGGGGCUCUGGAUGUCCUUGGGGAAGGCUGCCGGGAACAUGAAGGACGGCUUUGACCUCUCAGGUAAUCCUUGGAUCUGCGACCGGAAACUGGACGACCUCUUUGAGUGGCUGGUGGCCAAUGAAGACAAGAUGUUCUUCAGCAAUGACACACGCUGUGCCGGCCCUAAAGCCCUGAAGGGCCAAAUGCUCCUAGUGGUGGCCAGGUCCCCUUGA